AAUCAGACUGAAACCAUGCAGCGUGCAACUGUUGUUCUGUGGAUGCUGCUCACGCUGUUUAAUAUUCAGUGUUGCUGUUGCAGUCAUAGACAGGCAGCUGGGCUAUGCCUUAGCACAUCUGUGCUGCAUAUUCAUCUCAGAGAACUCAGGACAGCUAAUCAGAAAAUAAGCAGCUAUUUUCAAAGGAGAGACGGCAAUAUUCGUGUAUCGCUGCUGAGAGGGAAAUUUCAGCAUGAAUUUAAGGGUCGUUUAGGAUGUCAGUUUUUGAAGGAAAUGUUAGAUUUCUACCUCAGUCACAUAAUCCCAGCCGCCAAGACGCAAAGCAAAGCCUACAACACCCACAUCAGUAAAAUCGGGAACACGCUGUUCGAACUACAACAGAACAUAGAGAAUUGCCACCAACUCUUUAACUGUGACACCUGCAACUGCAAUCGCAGUAAUUACAUCGAGGAGAUAUACAACAUGUACAAGAAGUUGCAGGAUAAAGGUAUAUACAAGGCUAUGGGAGAGCUCAACACCUUUAUUGACUGGCUCGAUAGGUUUCUGUCGAUGAAACUGAAAGGAGCGAACAAGAAGAGAAAGUGAACACUUUUCCGAUGGAGCGAAGCCACUAGUAUUUAAACUGACACAUAGAUAUAUAUAUAUAUUUAGGGGAUUUGGCAGUUUCAGGCAUUUUUCUUUCUCCAAUUUUCUUGCAGGAUGUGAAAUGACAGUAAUUUAUUAUCUAGUAUCUAUCUAAACCAAUUUGAAA
Messenger RNA from Callorhinchus milii (elephant shark), 751 nucleotides. RefSeq names its product interleukin 10 (gene il10). Bases 16 to 585 code for a protein of 189 amino acids. The record is from RefSeq and is a predicted model, not a curated record. Lineage: Eukaryota; Metazoa; Chordata; Chondrichthyes; Chimaeriformes; Callorhinchidae. Gene Ontology annotation, biological process: immune response. Gene Ontology annotation, molecular function: cytokine activity. Gene Ontology annotation, cellular component: extracellular region. The transcript has 5 exons.